AGAGGCUCCCGGCCCCGCCCCGGAGGCGGCACCGCCGGGAGAGGCACCACCGGCCCCGGCAGCACCGCGUCGCCGCUGCCCGCACACGGCAGGAUCUACCCGGGGAAGGGAAAAAGCAUGACCAAGAUGAACUGCAUCCUGCUGACCGCCUGCGUCCUUCUGAUUGCUUUUUGUGGCUCUGGUUAUACCUUAAGAUGUUACCACUGUGACAACAGCCCUACCCUGUGCAGGACCAACACCACCUGCUUGACGACUGAAGACACUUGCUUGCAGUUGAAAUUUGGUAAAUUGAGAACUUUCUCCUGCUGGAAGUCAUCCCAGUGCAGUGUGAAUGAAAUUGCCGAUUCCUUCCUGCUGGAUAAUUUUGAAUUCUUUUGCUGCUCACACGACCUGUGCAAUGAGAGUGCAAUUACUGGGGUUAACAAAGCAGCCUUCAGUAUUGCUUCUGUAAUGGCCGUGUUAUGGAUGCUCCUGUAAUAACCCUGAUCUGUAAGCUGUCCUUUCAAGAUGAAAUUACACAAAACCAUUAACUCUUUUCUGUAUUGCGUCUUUUCAGCUCCUGUCCAUAGGCAGAAACAUUCCCUCGUAAUUUUGUUUUCUCAAGGUUCUGUCUGUUAAGUCACCGUCUCCAUUCAUGGGGAGGAGAUGUGUGUUGUUACCAGCUACUGGGGGUUUUGAUCUGUCUCCCCGGUAAUGGGGAAGAUCAGCUCUUGUGAACUCAUGGCAUCUUGUGGAGAACCUGGGCAAACUCCAGUGGAUGAUGUGAAGGAGAAGGAACACUACAGCUUUUCUCCUGGAAGCUGUCAUUUUUUUCCCUGUCCCGUAAACUGUCAUUAUUUUUGAUUGGCAUUUCUGUGGGCUUUGAUUUGUUUUGCUUCAGAUCCUCCUUGUCACAAAGCAAGCAGUGGGUUUGCCCUCAACACAAGAAGUGUUGGAUCACGAGUGUACCUUGCUGCAGUCUUUGUGAUGAAUAUGGAAAUAGUCAGUUUCAAGUCACGUAAACACUUUGUUCCCAUCACCAUACCUUUUUCUUUUCUACAAGCCAAUGAUAUAACCUUGUCAAGUGUUGUUAUUUUGGGAGAGAGCACUUACAUGUCUUAAACCAAAACCAAAAAUACUGCUAUAAGUGAGAAACACUUUUUUUUUUUUUUAAAUAUAUAUAUUUCUGUGAGCAUGUAGACAACAUGUGAUAGCUUCUUUUUUGAUUUUCCUCAUACAUUAUCCAUGCUUAGGAUUUUAAGUGAGCAUGUGCUUUGCACUGAGUAUUUACUGGUAUUCUGAAAAUCAAUUAUAAAAUGCUAAGGAGUUGAAAUGGCACAUGGAGGUUACUUCCCCACCUAGUUAGCUUUUGGGUUUUGUUGAAAACAGUGACGUGUAAACUUAACCCUUCAAGCUUGCACCUAAGUGCCCUAAAAUCAUGCAGAACUUUCUUUCCUUAAAUGCCAAUGCACAGUAUAGGUGUGUAUUUAUAUAGCAUGAAUAAAACCUGCUCCAUCUGUAGGUGUGAGAGGUUAAACACUGAAAUACUUACAUUGCUCUGCUCCGUGGUGGUGACAGACCUUGGGACAUCUCCAGUACCUGGGGACUCGCUCAGUCAGGUGGGAUGCCACAUCCUCCUUUUUCUUCUUCGGGGGCUGCUGGCGUAUCCCUGCCAGAGUUGUGUCCAUUGCCAAUGGGAUAUCCUCUUCCUGAGGACUCUCGCUUGUCCUCUUGACACCAGUGACACCAGUGACACCAGGGACACCAGUCACAACAACGGUGUUGUUCCAAAUCCCCGAUGUAUUCCACAAUGUACCUUUUGGUUGAGCUUAUUGUGCCUGUGAAAGUGUCCUGGGAUCUCUCCCAUCACUGGGAUGAUGGAAUUCAUCCUGUCUUUGAUUAAUAAAAGUUUCAAAAAAGAAGAA
Messenger RNA from Hirundo rustica (Barn swallow), 1904 nucleotides. RefSeq names its product CD59 molecule (CD59 blood group) (gene CD59). The transcript is spliced from 4 exons. NCBI's taxonomy places the organism in Eukaryota, Metazoa, Chordata, Aves, Passeriformes, Hirundinidae. The record is from RefSeq and is a predicted model, not a curated record. Bases 118 to 477 code for a protein of 119 amino acids.